CAGACCAGCUGGGACUGGGACUUGACCUCAGCUUGGGCCUGCUUGGCCUGCACCUGAAGAGCAGACUGAUCCUGGGGAGGGGAGACAGCAGGGUGGCCAGCUUUAGGAGGCUUCCUCUGGAACAUUCUGGAGAUUAGUACAGGCUCCUGGGCCUCUCUCGCCUCUGCCACAGGUCUGAGCUAGACACCAAGGUCACCACAGUUUAACAACAUCCUCCCGACCCUGAGUAAUUUUGCUUUGUGUGUGAAAGAAGUCAGGAAGACAUUCUGGCAGUUAGUGGCCACCCACACUGAGGCACUUAGAGUCAUAUAAACUGUUUCCUGGUGGGAGAUGGCACAUCCUGGCCUACUGCGUGGUGUUCCUGGGCCUCUGGAAGGAUGAAGGUGAUGCUGCUGACUCCUGCUCUCCUUGCUUUGGUCUCUAUGUCCUGGGUCCAGGCCGUGUGGCUGGGAAGGCUGGAUCCUAAGCAGCUCCUUGGGCCCUGGUACAUCCUGGCAAUGGCCUCCCGUGCAAAGAACUUCAUGGUGGAGAAGGACUUGAAGAAUGUGGAAGGUGUCAUGGUGACCCUUACUCCAGAUAACAAGCUGAGAGUUCAGUCCUCUCGGCAUGGGCCAGAUGGGUGUCGUGAGAGUACUGUGGAGCUGCUGAAACGAGAGUCCCGAUGGGUGUUUGAGAACCCCUCUCUCGGUGUACUGGACUACCGGGUACUGGGCACUAACUUCAAGGACUAUGCUGUCAUCUUCACACAACUAGAGUUCGGGGACGAGGCCUUCAACACAGUGGAGUUGUACAGUAAGUGGGGACAGGCAAGGUUGCGCAGGGUCCCUGUGUCUAUGGCCCCUAGGAGGGAACAUACAGGGCCAAGCCCCAGCCACCCUGAGGUUGGCGAGGGAUUGAGGUAAAGAAAGGGUCA
This is a messenger RNA of Phodopus roborovskii (desert hamster), 913 nucleotides long. It is a transcript of the gene Lcn6, whose product is annotated as lipocalin 6. The transcript is spliced from 4 exons. The record is from RefSeq and is a predicted model, not a curated record. Gene Ontology annotation, molecular function: small molecule binding. NCBI's taxonomy places the organism in Eukaryota, Metazoa, Chordata, Mammalia, Rodentia, Cricetidae. Bases 378 to 902 code for a protein of 174 amino acids.